AUGGCUUCCUUUGGUCGAUUUUGCUUGUUUUCCUGGCUUUUGUGGGGAAACUUAGGAGUCCAAGGCGAUGACUCGGCGAUCGUUGGUGUAUGGAAAAAGAUUGGCAUUUAUUAUGAUAUGUGCUAUGACUGCCUAAAGAGCAACCCACAAGAACCAGACUUUGCUGCCAAAUCCAUAAUCUGCGCUACUGAUGCAUAUGUUAUCCUCCGAAAAUCAGCUUUCGAUUUUUCGUUAAAUUCUACUGGCCGCUUUCGGGAGGUGGCCAAAUUGUGCGUGGAUCAAUUUGACAUAACUUUGGGUUACUGUAAAGCCGCACUUAAAGCAUGGAAAUUGAAGCGAAAACCAGCCACCUUAGCAUUUCUUCACAGCGGUUUGGAUUAUUACUUCAAGUGCGUUGAUCACCUCUUCGAACCCGUUCCAAUUGAAUAUGUCGUACAAUUAAAUACUGCAAAAGAUUUCAAUGAGGUGUCAAUUAAAGUCGCCUUUCUAGCAGGAUCAUAG
Molecule: messenger RNA, 501 nt
Organism: Coffea eugenioides
Lineage: Eukaryota; Viridiplantae; Streptophyta; Magnoliopsida; Gentianales; Rubiaceae
Exons: 1
Coding region: 1-501 (166 amino acids)
Source: RefSeq, a predicted model, not a curated record